Molecule: messenger RNA, 869 nt
Organism: Syngnathus acus (greater pipefish)
Lineage: Eukaryota; Metazoa; Chordata; Actinopteri; Syngnathiformes; Syngnathidae
Gene: limd1b
Product: LIM domains containing 1b
Exons: 7
Coding region: 294-827 (177 amino acids)
Biological process (GO): cytoskeleton organization; regulation of DNA-templated transcription; positive regulation of miRNA-mediated gene silencing
Cellular component (GO): transcription regulator complex; P-body; adherens junction
Molecular function (GO): transcription corepressor activity
Source: RefSeq, a predicted model, not a curated record
UUUUAUAAAUGGGAUUUUAACAAUUAAUACAAUGAAUCCACAUUGGUGAUGACUUUGGAAAUACAGUGUACAUUUUAUGCCCUGUUGCCACCAGCUCAGUUUACCAUUUUAGAAAAAAAAAAACGGGGAUAAAAUGCCCGCAACCGACCCCUCCCUGCCAGUGGAACUAACCGUACCAAGUGCACCAGUCAUAUCAAAAGGCAGCUCUCCUUCCAGCUGUCUGUACAAAAUUAAACCCCCCGACUGUCAAGAUAGACGCCUCUCGUAGGAAAGACAGCUUGGAAAAGGAGGAAAUGGACACCAGUGGUGGUUCGCAAUUUUAUUUUGGUCAUUGUGCAAAAUGCAAUAAAGAAGUGCUUGGUGCAGGAAAGGCCUGCCAGGCUUUGGGACAAAUAUUCCAUCAAACGUGUUUCACCUGCAGUGUUUGUGAUAAACGACUUCAAGGCAAACCGUUCUAUACAGUGACUGGAAGUAUCUAUUGCGAGGAGGAUUUUUUGUACUCUGGAGUUCAUCCAUCCCCUGAAGUCUGUUUCAGCUGUGAUCAGAUCAUCACAGAUAUGGUUGUGCAGGCUCGUGGGAAGACGUACCACUCGGCCUGCUUCCGUUGUGUUGUUUGCAAACAGAGCCUGGAGGAUGUUCCCUUCACCGUGGGCCCUGACGAGAAGGUUUACUGUAUUGACGAUUACCACAAGGUGCAGGCUCCUUGCUGUGCUGCUUGCAAUAAGCCCAUACUACCAACUGAGGGAUGCACAGAGUCUAUUCGAGUGGUUUCAUUUAACAAAAACUACCAUGCAGAGUGCUACGGAUGUGAAGUUGACUUUGUUUGAAGAUAAGAUUGUUGGGUAUAAAAUAAACUAUAGAAUAUUCAA